This is a messenger RNA of Aedes aegypti (yellow fever mosquito), 832 nucleotides long. RefSeq names its product larval cuticle protein A2B. Gene Ontology annotation, cellular component: extracellular matrix. NCBI's taxonomy places the organism in Eukaryota, Metazoa, Arthropoda, Insecta, Diptera, Culicidae. The record is from RefSeq and is a predicted model, not a curated record. The transcript is spliced from 2 exons. Bases 144 to 659 code for a protein of 171 amino acids.
CGUUUUGCAAAACGUCUUUCGUGCUUUUUCGCGUAUAAAAACUAAAGUUGACCUCAUAAACGACACAGAUCAGCGAGACCAUUCAAACAGAACAUUUCCUUUGACACAGGAUCUGAGACUGGAGCCCCAUUCACUGUUAGACGAUGGCAUUCAAAUUCCUAGCUGUUUUCGCCGUUUUGGCCCUGGCCAGUGCCCAGCACUAUGACCCUCACUACUAUCAUCAGCCAGCCCUGAUCAAGACCGUUCAGCCAGCCAUCGUCAAGACUUUCCAGCCUGCUCUAGUCAAGACCGUGAAGCACGUUGAAUAUCCAGAAGCCCCAGCCGAAUAUCAGUUCCAGUACUCCGUCCACGAUGAGCACACCGGUGACAUCAAGAGCCAACAGGAGGAACGUCACGGAGAUGAUGUCAAGGGACAGUACACCCUGAUUGAUGCUGAUGGCCACCGUCGCAUUGUUGACUACACCGCCGAUGAGCACAAUGGAUUCAAUGCCGUCGUCCGCCGUGAACCUCUGGAUGGACACAAGAUCGUCAAGACCAUCGCUCCAGUUGCCAAAAUUGUUGCUCCAGUCCCGGUUGCCAAGGUUUACGCCGCCCCAGUCGCCAAGAUCGUUGCCCCACACCACUACAGCCACCCAGAACCCCACUAUUCUCACUAUUAAGCAAUUUCUAGACCUUGUCUAGUAUCGAUCACCUGUUCUUAGACUCAAGCUAUGGAUCGCCAUAUCCUCAUUUCUAUAGCUUUAUCUCACUCUCACAAAUUAGUUUAAUUGAUCGUUAUUGUAUUUAUAGAUCAAAUAAUGAAAUGAAAAACUGAAUCUGAAACCAAAAUGAA